Molecule: messenger RNA, 584 nt
Organism: Mesocricetus auratus (golden hamster)
Lineage: Eukaryota; Metazoa; Chordata; Mammalia; Rodentia; Cricetidae
Gene: Nanos2
Product: nanos C2HC-type zinc finger 2
Exons: 1
Coding region: 113-511 (132 amino acids)
Biological process (GO): negative regulation of translation; oogenesis
Cellular component (GO): perinuclear region of cytoplasm
Molecular function (GO): zinc ion binding; mRNA binding
Source: RefSeq, a predicted model, not a curated record
UGCCUCCUCUCUACUCCACAAACAGUCUGCUUGCUCCUGCCCUCCAACCUCACAGUCCCCGACCCCCCAGUCCCUGCCCAGUCCCCACAGCCACCAGCCACACAGAGGUGUCAUGGACCUACCUCCCUUUGACAUGUGGAAGGACUACUUUAACCUGAGCCGGGUGAUACUGACAAUAAUCCAGGGCCGCAGCCACAGACUGGAGGAUGGAGGCGCUGAGGCGUCUGCCCUCAGGAAGGAGAAGAGCGAGCUGGGGGUCUGCGGGAGCCUGGCCACCCUAUGCAACUUCUGCAAACACAACGGAGAGUCUCGUCACGUCUAUGCCUCGCACCAGCUGAAGACAUCCGAAGGUGUGGUGGUGUGCCCCAUCCUGAGGCACUACGUGUGUCCCCUGUGCGGGGCCACCGGGGACCAGGCUCACACGCUCAAGUACUGUCCACUAAACAGCAACCAGCAGUCUCUCUACCGUCGUGGUGGACGAAACUCCGCCGGACGCAAAGUCAAGCGUUAAGUAAGAUCCAUGAGGUCCCUGUCACCCACACUCCCAACCCCUCCUUACUUUGACCCUCCCCUCUGCUCACCCA